Molecule: messenger RNA, 3331 nt
Organism: Nasonia vitripennis (jewel wasp)
Lineage: Eukaryota; Metazoa; Arthropoda; Insecta; Hymenoptera; Pteromalidae
Product: GPI ethanolamine phosphate transferase 1
Exons: 8
Coding region: 415-2988 (857 amino acids)
Biological process (GO): GPI anchor biosynthetic process
Cellular component (GO): endoplasmic reticulum membrane
Molecular function (GO): mannose-ethanolamine phosphotransferase activity
Source: RefSeq, a predicted model, not a curated record
AGUGCGGCGCUGCAGCGCAUUCGCAUGCCACAGAUAUGCACCUGAUAAUUUUUUUACAUUUUUCCUAUUAGAGAAAGUCCAUAAACGCACACCGAUAAUUGAUACUAACAACAAUCUAAUUUUCUAUGUUACUGAUUCAGAUUUGUAGAGUUUACUCUUUGAGAAUAAACUAUUGUUGUUUUAAAACAAAAUCACGGAUGCGCGCGUAAACAGCAGACGAUUUCCACCGUUUGAAGCAAUUUUAGUAGGUAUUAUUAAGUGGGUGUUUUGCUUUGAUAAUCGCAAAGCAUAUUCAGAUCGAUGCGGAAACUAUUCAAGAAGUUGUGGAUUCGUUUCUUACUGCUAAGUUUCAUCACAAUUUUCGCCAAGACUGACUCCAGGAGUUAAAGGUUAAGUGGCUGCCUACUUAUCAGUAUGAAAGAAAACAAGAAGAAACCCGCGCAAAGUUCACGCAUUUUUAUUAUAAUAUGGGGCUUCGUUAUGCACAUAAUAUUCCUUUGGGGUGUAAUGGAUGCAAAUUUUCAUUCACCAAUUAUACAAGGACUACCUGUUGUUCCAAUGCCCAGUGGCUCACCAGCGAAGAGAAUUCUUGUUUUUGUUGCUGAUGGGCUACGCUUUAGAACAUUUAAGAGUUUCACUCCACCGUACUUAAAUUCUAUUAUAAAAAAGGGAGGUGUUUGGGGAAUAUCACAUACGAGAAUGCCAACCGAGUCAAGACCUGGGAAUAUUGCAAUAGUGGCAGGAUUAUAUGAAGAUCCCAGUGCAUUGUUCAAGGGAUGGAAGGAAAAUCCAGUGGAUUUUGAUUCAGUUUUCAAUCAAAGCCGUGCCUCUUGGCUCUGGGGUAGUCCUGAUAUCAUUCCAAUAUUUACAAAAGGAAAUAAUCAUAACAUACAUGGAGCAAGUUAUCCUGCUAGUUGGCAGGAUUUCAGUAAUGAACCAGGUGCUACAAAACGGUUAGAUGACUGGGUUUUUCAGGAAUACUCUAAAUGGUUGGCAAAUGAAGCACCUGCUUAUAAGACUGAGGAUAAGAUUAUAUUUUACUUUCAUUUACUUGGCUGUGAUACAGCUGGUCAUGCUGCCAAACCACAAUCAAAACAGUAUGUGGACACAAUGAUUCAAUUGGAUCGUAAUAUAAAAAAGGUUGUGGAUAAUACAGAAAAUUACUUUGGUAAACAUACCACUGCCUACAUUUUUACAUCCGACCAUGGAAUGACUGAUUGGGGUUCCCAUGGCAGUGGCUCAACAGAUGAAACUGAAACACCAUUUGUUGCAUGGGGUGCUGGAAUUGCAAAAGACUCCAAUACCAUUGAUAUUAAACAAGCUGAUAUCACGCCUCUCAUUUCGGCUCUAGUUGGCAUACCUGUUCCUGUUAAUAAUGAAGGUGUACUGCAUCACGAAUUAUUGGAUCCCAAAAAUGAUGAGUUUAUAGCAAAUGCUCUGCUCACUAAUGCUAAACAGCUUGCUGAACAAAUCAAAGCCAAUCGCGAAUUAACCACUGGUAGAAGUAUAGUCAAUCAAUUUUACAAAGAUAAAGAGUAUCAUGAAAAACUUGCAAGAGCUGAGAGAAUACUCGACAAAGGCGCGACGGAAAAGUCUAUUACAGAACUCGAAUAUGUAACCAAAUUAUCCGAAGAAGUACUAACGUACUAUCGGCGCUAUCAAACGGAUAGGUUUUUAUUUUGCUUAAUGCUCAUGUGGGUUGGCUGGAUCGCACUUUUGUUCGUUGAUUUGUCCGGUUUACCACGUCGGACUAUCCAGUUGGGAUGUUAUUCUUGGAUGUUGUUAGCUAAUAUUGCUCUGGGAGUAGCCAGCAUUCCAUUGUUCAUUGAAUAUGCCGUUGCAGGUUGUAAGGAAUGGCGAUUAUUUGGCUAUGGUAUGAUAUGCGUAAUAUCACUAUGGCUUGCAUUUAGAGGAAUUAUUAAAAAAGGACCAACUCUGGAAAUAGACUCUAAUAAACCAUUCAUCGAGGCCUUAGGCAUUGUGUUUUUGACUUUUAUGAUGUUUGUUGGCUUGAUAUACAGAUGGACUUUUAGUAUUAGUAUGCUUGUAGCAGUUGGCCUACAAAAGCUUAUAUUUGAUAGAAAUGCACCAUCUUGGUUGCUGAUAACUGGAGCUGCCUUAGUAGUUUUUCCACUGUUACCUGUUGUGGGACCACAACCUAGAGUAUAUAUAGUAUUAAUCGCAUUAGGCGUCAGCAUAGUUCCUAUAAUAAGAAAACGAAGAAUUCACAAUUACAACAAAGUAAUUGAAGUCAUACGCAUAAUUUUAACGUCGCUUCUGUGCUUGAACGUCAUUGACGGAAGAGCCUGGUUAUCCUGGCUCUUGCUCUUAAGUACACCGCUAGUCAUUUCGCUUUACCCCAAAGAUUGGAACCAAAGGAUUUUUGGAGUCACGGUAGCUCUACUCAGUCCGCUCGCUCUUUUAUCCGCUUCCUACGAGCCGAUAUUCUUCUUGAUUUUCGCAACACACAUACAACAUUGGCCGACUUUUGAGUUUUCGCAGAAAUCGGAGUCCGGAUUGAGGGUUCUGAGGCUCCGCAAUUUCAGCACUGCGGCUUUUCUCAUGCUGUACACAUUGUUGUGUUUUUUCGGAACCGGAAACAUGGCAAGCUUGAGCUCGUUCGAUCCUUCAUGGACUCGUCACUUCCUCACAGUCUUCUCGCCGUUCACCAUGGCAUCCCUCAUACUUCUCAAGUUCGUCAUACCUUUAAUCCUGGUUGGCUGUUUGAUCCGUGCCUUGGCUCCAGAUUCUACUAUUUUUUCCGCCGUCCUUUUACUGGGCGAUUGCCUCGCUAUACCACUCAUGUACGGUGUGACUAAUCAAGGCAGCUGGUUAGACAUUGGUAGCGCGAUCAGCAGGUUCGCCAUAGCUAUUGUUCUGCCCUGCCUAUUGCUGCUGGUAUUUUAUCUCACGCAGCCGUUCACUACGUUUAGCCUGCAGGACUUCUUGAGACGCAGAGCGAUAAAAAAUCAGAGACUUAAAAUUUGAAGAUUUUUGGUCAGGUGGCUUUUAUGUAUUAGAAUGAAUGACUGUAGAUAAGUCGAUAGAUCGUACGAAUUUAUCACAAUGUUUGCUCGUUUCGAGUAUACAGAGAUAUAUCAUCUAUGUAAAAAGAAAAUAUUCAAGUUAAAGAUUUUAUACCAACAAGUAUCUUUAUAUAAUAGAUAAAAUUGUCAGUAACACAAAUAUAUACAAAGAUUUAUAUAUUUUCUAAAGGUUUUAUACAACUUAAAGCCUUUCUGAUGUUUGUGAAAUAAUAAUGAUUAGAUAAAGAAAAAAGAUUCGACACCUUGUCGAUAUAGAGAAAAUAUACUGUUAAUGACGCAAAUGA